AACAGAAAUCAGUUCUGUUUUCGGCGUGACUUUAUCCUAGCGUUUGCGCAUUUCGCGGAGUAAAAUUGGUCGGGUGGUGACGGCGGUUAAUGAAUACUGCAGCAGCAGCAGCAGUCGAUAUUCUUACGCGGACAGAUUAGCUGGCGAGUUUCCUCGUGGAAAUCCGGCGGAGAGGGCUGUUAAGGGCGGCGAGAACGCCCCGCACGUAGAAGCUAACUGGAAAUCUCGUUGGGAAGGGAAAAGGGUGGAUCGGCGGCGUGAAGAGGAGGGUAGGCAGGGAAGGCGGCCGGUUGAUCAUUCCCCGAGGUUCAUCCGCGGAAGAUAUAACCGGGAUAGCCCGGAGAGAAUAUAUACAGCACGGUCGGGGCCGGGGCUUGUUUCAGUGCUCUGGGAACUCGUGUCGAGAGGUUGUGACGGUGUAUCUUUAACAAUCGCUGUUGUCGCUGGAGAGGUUGCAAAAGUGGCGAUAAACCAGCAUCGAUCGCGCUGACUCGUCGCAUUCUCAGCCGGGCUCCUGCAAGAGGUCGGCCACGGUGGAGAAGAGGCGAGGACAGAGGUGGUACGGGGCGAAAGAAGGAGAGGAAGGGAAAGACAACGGGCCGGAAAGAGAGAGAUUGGGAGAGCGUGCGCACGUACCGCUGGGGAAGGAAAGUAGGGAAAACUGAGGGGGUGGGAGUUAGAGGGUGAUAGCGAGCAAAAGACGGGAGCCAGUGGUGUACGGUUGUUGGCGGACGAUAUCAGACAGCCGGGAUAAUAGAGGAAGUCGAGAAAGAUAAAUACGGGUGAAUUCGUCACGAAAUGGCGUGGGGUUAUUGGAGCGCAACGUCGGUCAGCGAUAGGGGUCGAUCACCCCGUCGGGAGAAGGAUAAACAACAACCACAGACUUUGCAUCAGCACCAACAGCAACAACAACAACAACAACAACAACAACAACCGUAUCAUCAGACGGAGACAGGGUUGUACGGUAUUCAGCAGCAGAUACAGGGCGAGAUCGGCGUCGGGACGUCGUCCGGGCCCGGCGCUGGUGCCGUAGCCGAGGAACAACCCUGCAGCAUGAUGAUUCAGGGUGGUUCCUUUUACUCUUAUUCCGCGGCACUGGCUGCUGCGGCAGCGGCUGCGGCUGGCCGCAAGAUUCCGCCAGCCGCGGAAGGACCUUCCACCUCGUCCACGGGGAUUCAAGUUUUGCCGCGUGACCGACCGAUUAAAUCGAGCACCAGCACCUAUCCACCCUCGCCCAGCAGCGAUUCCGCCGAGUACGAGCAGCCGAUCGCUGGAAUCAGAGGCGAGUGCUCGCCCAAUAACAGCCCCCGCGACGAUAUAUUCCUGCAGCCGGGAUCCUCGUCCUCCAGGAUGAAGCUACUCUGCGACAAAGGUGUCGACGACACCUCGGAAGUCGAUCUGGACGAAGUGAUCGCCACGGAGAUGAUGUACGCGUCCACCAACCGAGCUAUAGGGACUAAUACGUGUCGUGUACAUGGACCGUGUAAUCCACCCCCGGAUCCUGCUCCUUCCAUGAUCGACGAUACCACCGGGUCCUCGCAGUUUUGGUUCAACGACAUCACCUGGGUUUUUCCUAACGUCCCGCCUGCACCUGGAAUGCCCUGUCAGGGAGAAGACAGAAGCAUCUACAGACGCGGCGCACGUAGAUGGAGGAAGCUGUACCGAGUGAAUGGUCAUAUAUUUCAGGCGAAACGUUUCAAUCGGCGAGCGUUUUGCGCGUUCUGCCAGGAUCGGAUUUGGGGACUAGGUCGACAGGGGUUCAAGUGCAUCCAAUGCAAGCUGUUGGUCCACAAGAAAUGUCACAAAGUGGUGAGGAAGUCAUGCUUGAGCGCGCAGCAGCAGCAACAACAGAUACCAAGUAUAGAGGCGCAGGCGAUCGACAGGAACGGCGAUCAACAAUUGAUGGAUGUCGUUCAAUGCAGUAACGUACCUCAUGUCGAAGAUGAGAUCUCGGAGUCGCCGAUCAUCGAGGAGCACUCACGAAAUCGAACCGGAAGCGAAGAGAGGGAGGAAUUGCCGCUGGAUACGCUAAACGAUGCAGACAACUCGAAUGAUAUGCAGAGGCAAUACUCACUAAAUGAUUUCGAACUGAUUAAGGUAAUCGGUCGUGGUUCCUACGCGAAAGUUUUGAUGGUGGAACUGAAGCGUACGAAGAGGAUCUACGCGAUGAAAGUGAUCAAGAAAGCUUUGGUGACCGACGAUGAGGAUAUUGAUUGGGUUCAAACGGAGAAACACGUCUUCGAAACUGCCUCAAAUCACCCUUUUCUUGUGGGGUUACACUCAUGCUUUCAGACCCCCUCGCGAUUAUUCUUCGUGAUCGAGUUUGUACGGGGUGGUGAUCUUAUGUUCCACAUGCAAAGACAACGUCGUCUUCCGGAAGAACAUGCUCGGUUCUACGCAGCUGAGAUUAGCCUCGCCUUAAACUUUUUACACGAGAAAGGUAUAAUAUACAGAGACUUGAAGUUAGAUAAUGUACUGCUUGAUCACGAAGGACACGUUAAAUUAACCGAUUACGGAAUGUGCAAAGAAGGCGUCCGAGAGGGUGACACAACUUCCACGUUUUGCGGCACUCCAAACUAUAUCGCACCCGAAAUAUUACAGGGUGAUGAUUAUAGCUUCUCUGUAGAUUGGUGGGCGCUUGGUGUACUUUUGUAUGAAAUGCUUGCAGGACGUAGCCCAUUUGAUGUCGCAGGCGCGUCGGAAAAUCCCGAUCAGAACACCGAAGACUAUUUAUUCCAAGUGAUUUUAGAGAAAACCAUUCGUAUACCUAGGUCGUUGUCGGUUAAAGCAGCUUCUGUUCUUAAAGGUUUCCUUUGUAAAGAUCCUGUUAGAAGACUGGGCUGUGGUAAAAGGCCAGCAGCUUUCCUUGAUAUAGUUGCGCAUCCAUUCUUCAAAGCAAUUGAUUGGGAAAUGUUGGAACAAAAGCAAGUUACACCGCCUUACAAGCCACGUUUAGAUUCUGAUCGUGACCUAGCCAACUUCCCACCGGAGUUUACGGAUGAACCUGUUCAUUUAACGCCAGAUGAUCCGAGGGUGAUCGAUAAAAUUGAUCAGAGUGAAUUCGAAGGCUUCGAAUAUGUGAAUCCGUUACUCAUGUCUCUGGAGGACUGCGUGUGACAAGAACCGCUCGUUAUU
Messenger RNA from Megalopta genalis, 3135 nucleotides. It is a transcript of the gene aPKC, whose product is annotated as protein kinase C iota type. Gene Ontology annotation, molecular function: protein binding; protein serine/threonine kinase activity; ATP binding. The record is from RefSeq and is a predicted model, not a curated record. Gene Ontology annotation, biological process: establishment or maintenance of cell polarity; protein phosphorylation. NCBI's taxonomy places the organism in Eukaryota, Metazoa, Arthropoda, Insecta, Hymenoptera, Halictidae.